AGAGCGAAGCUGCAGACCUCAAUUCCCUUAGAAGAAAGCAAUCAAGCACCAACACCACCCCAACCAGAUGAAAACCUUCAACCAAAUCCUCCAGAUGAAAGAUCUCAUGAAGAACAACUUGAUGAAGCACUCCUCAACCCGGAUCUGCCAACUGUGUUCUAUCUGGAAUACACGGCACAUGAGAAAUCUCGCAAGAUGCACUCAACUCCAGAUGCAAUAGACAAUGCAGAUGAGAAAAGUCACUCACAUCUAGGGAUAGAUGAGGAGUUUCUGAAUUUGCUGGAUGAAGAAUCCUUGAUGGCUGUUUCUGAAGUCCCAUUCCACACAUCGGCCAGCACAGUCAAUCCCCCACAGAAUCAAAAGGCAAAAUCCAAAGCAUCAGUCUCCAAUCUAGUUCGCAAUCUAGUUCGUUGGUCCAAAUGCAAACUAGCAUCUGAGAUCCACACACCUGAAGCAUCUCCACCACCCUCCAAAAAGGUCAAGAGCAAUGUUCAGAAGUCAACCUCCAACUCCAAGACACCCCAGACAAGAACAAAGAAACAGCAGAAUGUUCUCCCAGGAAAGUCCUCUGACAUUAUUUUCCUCACCUCUACUGCAAAAUCAUUUAUGAAUCUGAUUGAGGAAAAACACAUCAUUUCCCAACGGAAUAUUGAUGUUGAUGAUUUUACUUUGAAAACCAAUCUCAUGCCUCUGCUGAAAGCAAGAAAAUUGCUGAAAUCUGGAUUUGUCAAAGUUGCUGCUGACAAGGAGGAGCCACCAGAGCCACUACUGCAGAUCGACUACAAGCAUUUUGAAGGAAACCAUUUCAAUGACAUGGAGUCCACUCAAAGCUCUUCUCAGCAAGGAGUGUCAGCUGUGAUCCAAUAUCUGGAUGCCAAGCUACAAGCAAACAGAGAAGAGAUGAGAGUGACACUGGCCAAACAGUCAGCACUUGAGGAGGAGCACAAGCAUCUCACCUGGCUUAGAGAAGUUGUGUUUGACAGUGCUGCAACAGAGGGAGUCAGGGGGAGAGGUCUCAGUGGGAGGAAGAGGAUGAUGAAAUGUCAGCAUAAGUGGUUUUUUUCUUUAUAAACUAUUUGCAUCUCAAAAUUUGACAUUGUUUUGGUUGGUUGUUCUGCCCUGUUUCUGGUUUCAAACAUUAUGCUUUACUGUUUUUUCUAUGACUGCUAGCCAAGUUUCCCUUGGAUAUUUGAACUUGGUUUGACAUUUCUCUAUAUUUGCCUGCACUUGGAUAUCUACAGCCUCAUCUUUCUACAUUCUAUGGUCUAUUGCAAAUAUUCCU
Molecule: messenger RNA, 1282 nt
Organism: Cuscuta campestris
Lineage: Eukaryota; Viridiplantae; Streptophyta; Magnoliopsida; Solanales; Convolvulaceae
Source: the annotation of a GenBank genome assembly